Messenger RNA from Talpa occidentalis (Iberian mole), 2101 nucleotides. RefSeq names its product leucine rich repeat containing 56 (gene LRRC56). The record is from RefSeq and is a predicted model, not a curated record. Bases 407 to 2101 code for a protein of 564 amino acids. Gene Ontology annotation, molecular function: protein binding. Lineage: Eukaryota; Metazoa; Chordata; Mammalia; Eulipotyphla; Talpidae. The transcript is spliced from 13 exons.
CGCCCCAGGGCCGCGGAGGGCGCCGGGGCCCAGCCCAGCCCCGCGGCCGACGCCUCCGGUCACUUUCCAGACGAGGCCACCGAGGCCCAGGAGCUGGGCAACUUGUCCAGGGCCCAGCACGUCUGCCAAAGCCCAGCUGAGCACUCUCCCGGCCCAGGUGGGGGGGUCUCUGGUGUGAUGGGCAGGGGGAAACCCGGACGUCCACGGAGGCCAAUGAGCAGGAGGCAGGCCAGCAAGCUGCAGCACAUCCACAGUUGGAGGGCAAUGUGAGCGGGCGUGGCCACGCAGACCACCGCCGGCGCAGCCCACCAGACCCCGGGGAGGCCCGCAGGCGGCCAGAGCUGCGGCAGAGGCUGUGAAGUCUCUUGAAGGUGCCCCCAGGGCCACAUGCCACCCCCCUGCCCGGAUGUUUGACCCACGGUGGGAAGAGGCAGCUGCCGCCAGGGCGGAGGCGGAUGGACCCAGGCCAGGACUGAGCCACGCGUCCCGGCCCAGCACGGCCCGUGUGCAGGUGCGAGAGCUGAGCUGGCGGGGGCUGCACAACCCCAGCCCGCAGAGCAAGGCCCCAGGGGGCCCGGGGCGCGGCCUUGGGGAGCAGCUGGUGGAGGACUACCUGUCGCCUGCACGGCUGCAGGCCCUGGCCCAGGUGAGUGACCUCCGGCAAGUGACUGUGCUGGAGCUGCGCGUGGACACCCGCGAGCACAGCCUGGGGAGCUUCGGGGUGCACUUGCCCAAGCUCAGCCAGCUGAAGCUGAACGGCAGCCGCCUGGGCUCAGUGAGAGACCUGGGCACCUCCCUGGGCCACCUGCGGGUGCUGUGGCUGGCCCGCUGCGGCCUGGCCGACCUGGACGGUGUCGGCUCCUUCCCGGCGCUGAGGGAGCUGUACGCCUCCUUCAACGACGUCUCGGACCUGAGCCCGCUGUGCCUGCUGGACCAGCUGGAGGUGCUGGACCUGGAGGGCAACGGCGUGGAGGACCUGGGGCAGGUGCGCUACCUGCAGCUCUGCCCGCGGCUGGCCACGCUCACCCUCCAGGGCAACCUGGUGUGCCUGCGGCCCGGCCCCGUCCCCCACCACGAGGUGACCCCCGACUACAACUACCGGGCCGAGGUCAGGCGCCUCAUCCCCCAGCUGCGGGUCCUGGACGACGUGCCGGUCUCACACACGGGCCCGCCCGCCUCCCCAAAGCUGGACCAGGACUGGCUCACGGUGACGGAGGCCAUCAAGGGGGGCGGUGUCCUGGAAGGCCGGCUUCCCCAGCCAGGUCGUCCCCGUGAAGCCCCCGUCCGGAGCCAUGACCCUGAGCCGCCCCUGCCCGAGCCCCGGCCCCCGGCCCCCAGGCCCUGGCCCUUCUCCCUUCUGGCCCCCGGAGGGCCCCUGCCCGAAGGCCUGCUGCCCACGGAUGCGGCCCCAGAGGAUGACACCAGCGCGCUCACCCACGGCGCCAGCAGAGUCCUCUGCGGGAACCCCACCAAGGGCCUGUGGGAGCGCAGGCGCCGGGGCCAGGCGCAGGCACCUCUGGGGCAGCCCCCACACCGGCCCAAGGACCCGGCCACCGGAGCCGCCACCCCAGCACCUGACCCUGCGGACGGCUGCGGCCUCCUGUCCACGGCGGGGCUUCGGGCCUGGCGGGAAGCUCACCUGUGGUGCCUGGGGUCCCAGCAGGAAAGGGCCACCGUCCCCCCGGGCCCUCGGAGGAGCCUUGAAGAGCAAGAGGCCCGGGCUGGGCCCAGGAACACCCCUGGCCACCCAGCUCCGGCCCCAGGUACUGACUGCACCAGCCCAGCCGCUGGGAGCCCCCAGCCCGCAGGCCAUGUGGCCGCGGGGCUGCACAGAGAGCACUCCAGAGCGCAGGCCGAGGGGUCCCCUGGGGCUGUGGGCAGCAAGGGGCCAGGAGAUGGACCAGCCCCUGGGGGGUCCUCAGGGGAGCAGGAACCGAGGCCAGGGCAGGAGGGUCAGGGCCCUUGGACUCAGGGACACCGGCUUGAGAGGCCAGGGCUGAUGAGCAGGUGGGGGCUCCCCGGAGGAGGCUGGGGGGCACUGUCAGCGGGUUCCACCUGUGCUCUCUGGCGGGACUUGGGCUGGGGCGGCUGGGGGUGCUGA